Molecule: messenger RNA, 5173 nt
Organism: Brassicogethes aeneus
Lineage: Eukaryota; Metazoa; Arthropoda; Insecta; Coleoptera; Nitidulidae
Source: the annotation of a GenBank genome assembly
AAUUUUGAGCGCAAGACUUGCAGAAAAUGCGUCCAUUUUGUUUAUUUUCUAAUGUGGAAAGUGUAGUGUCGGCAUCGCGAUAAAUAGAAAGAAUAAGGGCCGAUGGACUUGGAAAAGCGCUUAAAAUUCCUUGCGAGUCGUUUAACAUAAUAUUAUAUAUGUCUGUUGUGCGUGCCCCUCGGACAGAGGGUUUAAAAUUUAGCAGACAUUGGGCGCAUUGCAAGUAAGCACUUUGUCAAAUUGACUGGUUUGUCCGGCACUAAAAAUAAUCCGCAACACAACAACAACAUCGCCAAUCGCGGUGACGCAGCGGCUGCGGACAAAGAACAACACGCGAACGCGAAAAAAACUAAGAGUGCUCAGGCGGCCAACGCGAAUCACGGACCCGUGCCCCAGGACCCGCAGCCCCCAGCUAUGAACCACGUGACCGGGCAGCUAUUCCGCACCGCCAGGGAGGAAGAGGCCCCGCAGACCAACGUCAGCGAAGUCGAGGAAAUGGAGACCCAAGAAGACAACAUCACAGACACUGGUGGGGGUGAGAUGGACCACAGUCAAAAUGGCGAGGUAAUGAUUGGUCCGCAACCCGAUCCGAACAUGAUAGUGCAAGAUAUAGACGUCGAGGAGGACGAGGCGAGGUCCGAGGCCAUUUUCAAGUACACAGUUACUCAAUUCAGCAAGCUUAAGGACUCAGUGCUCUCUACUCCGUGCCACGUCCGAAACCUGCCAUGGAAGAUAAUGGUGAUGCCGCGCAACGGGCACACGCAGGACCGUUCCGCGCAGCGUUCGUUGGGUUUCUUCCUGCAGUGCAACGGCGAGAGCGAGUCGAGCUCUUGGUCGUGCUACGCGGUCGCCGAACUCCGCCUCUUGUCGGUGCGACCCGACAUCGAGCCGUUCUCGCGCAAGAUACAGCACCUGUUCUACUCGAAGGAGAACGACUGGGGAUUCUCGCACUUCAUGGCUUGGAACGACGUUCUCGACCCCGAAAAGGGCUACAUCAAGGACGACAGCAUCACGUUGGAGGUGCACGUCACCGCGGACGCGCCGCACGGCGUCUCGUGGGACAGCAAGAAGCACACGGGCUACGUCGGCCUGAAGAACCAGGGCGCGACGUGCUACAUGAACUCGCUGCUGCAGACUCUCUACUUCACCAACCAGCUGCGCAAGGCGGUCUACAAGAUGCCCACCGAGUCGGACGACUCGACGAAAUCCGUCGCUCUGGCUUUGCAGCGCGUCUUCCACGAAUUACAGUUCUGCGACAAGCCCGUCGGCACCAAAAAACUCACCAAGAGCUUCGGCUGGGAGACGCUGGACUCCUUCAUGCAGCACGACGUCCAGGAGUUCCUCAGAGUGCUGCUGGACAAGUUGGAGAGCAAAAUGAAGGGCACCUGCGUCGAGGGUACCGUUCCCAAGUUGUUCGAAGGGAAGAUGAACUCCUACAUUCGUUGCAAGAACGUGGAUUACUCCAGCACGCGCACCGAGACCUUCUACGACAUCCAGCUCAACAUAAAGGGGAAGAAAAACAUCGACGAGUCGUUCAAGGACUACAUCGCCAAGGAGACGCUCGACGGCGACAACAAGUACGACGCGGGCGAGCACGGUUUGCAGGACGCCGAGAAGGGCGUCAUAUUCUCCGCGUUUCCGCCCGUACUGCACCUGCACCUGAUGCGCUUCCAGUACGACCCGAUCACCGACAGCUCGGUCAAGUUCAACGAUCGCUUCGAGUUCUACGAGAAGAUCUCGCUCGACACGUACCUGCACGAAACGGACCGCACGAACCCGGCCGACUACACGCUGCACGCCGUGCUCGUGCACAGCGGCGACAACCACGGCGGCCACUACGUCGUCUUCAUCAACCCCAGAGGCGACGGUAAGUGGUGCAAGUUCGACGACGACGUCGUCUCGAAGUGCACCAAGCAAGAGGCGAUCGAGCACAACUACGGCGGACACGACGAAGACAUGAACAUGACCGUCAAACACUGCACCAACGCCUACAUGUUGGUGUACAUACGCGAUUCGGAGUUGCACAACGUGUUGCAAGAGGUGACCGAAAACGACAUACCCAGCGAGCUGGCCGACCGGCUCGCCGAAGAGAAGCGCAUGGAGCAGGUGCGCCGCAAGGAGCGCAACGAGGCCCACCUCUACAUGACCAUCAACGUUCUGCUGGAGGAUUCCUUCGACGGGCACCAAGGCAACGAUCUGUACGACCCGGAGCGCGCCCUCUUCCGCGUCUUCAAGAUCAAGAAGCUCGCCACCAUCGCCGAGAUGAUGGAGAUGCUCGCUGACGCCUUCAAGUACCCGCCCGAGCAGAUCAGGCCGUGGCCCUUCAGUCAGAGGUCGAACCAGACGCUGCGGCCGAGCACUUUGGACCUGGAGGCCGACCUGCACAAGACGGUGAUCGACGCGGCGGAAACGUCGAAUCCGUGGCACGUUUUCCUCGAGCUGCUGCCGCCGGACAGCGGCGCGCAGGCUCUGCCCACCUUCGACAAGGAGACCGACGUGCUGCUCUUCUUCAAGAUGUACGACCCGAAGCAGAAGAAGAUCCACUACUGCGGGCACAGCUAUCUGCCGGUCACCAGCAAGCUGAGCGAUCUGAUACCGCUGCUGAACGAGCGCGCAGGUUUCCCGCGCAGGCAGGAGCUGCUGCUCUACGAGGAGAUCAGGCCGAACAUGAUCGAGAAGAUCACCAACUUCAACGACCCGCUGGAAAAGGUUUUGGAAGAGCUGAUGGACGGCGACAUAAUAGUUUUCGAGAAGGACGAGCGCAUGGACAUGUCGGAGAUCUCGGACCUGCCCACCUGCAUAGACUACUUCAAGGACCUGUUCUACCGCGUCGAGGUGACCUUCGUGGACAAGUGCAUCCCGAACGACACCGGCUUCACCAUGGAGCUGUCGCAGCGCAUGACCUACGACCAGUUCGCGCGCGCCGUGGCGCAGCGCGUCGGCACCGACCCCUGCCUGCUGCAGUUCUUCAAGUGCCAAAGCUACAAGGACACUCCGGGGCACCCGCUGCGCUGCACGUUCGAGGGCACCCUCAAGGACCUGCUCGUGUACUCUAAGCCGAAGGUGCCGAAGAAGAUCUUCUACCAGCAGCUGAGCAUCAGGGUGAGCGAGCUGGAGAACAAGAAGCAGUUCAAGUGCAUGUACGUCGGGCCGAAGAUGAAGGAGGAGAAGGAGCUGAUUUUGUAUCCGAACAAGGGGGGCACGGUGGCCGACCUGCUCGAGGAGGCCAAGAAGCAGAUCGAGUUCACGGAGGACAGUACUGGAAAGUUAAGGAUAACCGAGGUGAAUUGCAACAAGGUGACGAUGGGGCCGAAGGACGACACGCCGCUGGAAAACUUGACGGGCACGUCGGCCAAGGUGUACAGGAUCGAGGAGGUGCCGCGCGAGGAGCUGCACCUGCAGGAGGACGAGAUGCUAGUGCCGUGCGCGCACUUCCAGAAGGAGGUCUUCUCCACCUUCGGCAUCCCCUUCCUGAUCAAGAUCAAGCAGGGCGAACCCUUCGCCAGAGUCAAAGAACGAAUCCAAAAGAAGUUGUCCGUGCCCGAGAAGGAGUGGGAGAAGUUUAAAUUCUCCAUCGUCGCGAUGGGCCGGGCUCAAGUGAUCCAAGAGGACGAGUACGUCGUCAGCCUGAACGAUUUCAGACCGCUCCAGAGUCAAAGCGGCAGCCCCAAGCCCUGGCUGGGCCUGGACCACGUGAACAAGGCCCCCAAGCGCUCGCGAUUCAACUACCUGGAGAAGGCGAUCAAAAUCUACAACUGAGACUGGGAUUGAAAAGGUUCGACACACUCAUUCAAAAUGUAACGUUAAUUUUUUCACUACAAAAACACAAAAACUAUCGCAGACAGACAAACAAAAAUAACAAACAAAAAACCCUGCGCGUCGGACGAAUCUUUGUGGUUAUGUUUUAUACUAAUCGUAAUGGUGUGAGAUGCUUUUUGUUGUGUGCUUUCUCGGGCACAGUGUUACUAUUUGCAAAAACACCACAUUGUACAUAAUAUUGUAUUUGACAGAAUAAAAUAUUGUCUAUCUGUUUAGGAUAUAUACACACAAAAAAAAUAACCACCUGUUAAUUAUUUCUUUAAAUUGUAGUUUGUUUUUUUUCAACUGCUAGUUACACAUUUGAAUAAUAAUAAUAAUAAUAAUUGUUUAAAUUAGAUGUAUACUUUUUAUUUUAUUUAUGGUUCGGAUGUUGAUUUCCCCCCCUUUUAUCUUUUUUCAUCAUUGCCUCGGUGCCCAAAAAUCAUCUAAAAUAACCUUCCUCGUUGAUAUUCGAUUGGAUUUGCGACUUUACUUUCCAGAAAAUUUUACAUUUCUCAAAAUUCUCGCGACAAAACGAAAAUUGCCGAAACGGCGCCCAACAACAUUUCAUCGCGAUACAGUCGACAGAUGGCGCCACAAGUUCGCCAAAAUCGGACAAAAAUCGAUGACGUUUUUGCAUAGCAAAAACCGAACCUGAUUUCCGGCGGAAAGGUAAGUCGCAACUUCCGGAAACGCUCCCAGAACUGCGGACAGGGUAUAGAAAAAUCUCCGAGAGAUACAUUUUUUGUAUAUGACUUUUUAAAUCAAGUUAUUCGUUGCAGCCUUAUUUAGUUUACUGAUACUUAUAAGAAUGUGUGAAUUAAUUGUAAAUAUUAUUAAAUACCAGAAGCAAUGUAUUAAAUGUGUUCUGUAACUUGUUUUUUUAUUAUUAUACCACGCACUUUAUUACUACGUAUAUUUAUUGUUAUAAAACCAAAUACUUUAUUAUUAUAAGUACCUACAUAAAACAAAAUUAUUUUAGAUGUUUUUUCUUUUUAAAUGGAGGUCGUUUUUAUUUUCUCUUCUCUUGCAAACUACUAACAAUAUUUUUCUAUAUAUAUUAAUUAAUUAAAUGGAUUAUAAGAAGUUUUAUGUAUGCUCAUUUUCAAGAGGAAUUUUCGCUUGUACAAAAUUUUGUAUUAGAUUUAUAUUAUGAUGUAAUUUAUUGCCAAUUCUGUAUAUUUCGUAUAAAUCUUAAUGAAAAAAAAUCUGCUUAGAGUAAUGCAAUAAAUAAGUAAAAAAACAGGGUUUUUCACUUUUUACCCCUCUCUUAAUAUAACCAAUUUUUAUGACUUCCACUGUACCUCACUAGAUGUUUCAUCAUUAAAAUAUUGUAGCAAUAAUUGGUGCAAAUAUGAUGGAAUUUUGAUGGUGC